CUUGGCGAUUACGUCACUUUGAUCAGUUCCAGAGAAAAGGAUGAUCACGAAACCAGCUGAAAUCUGCACUUCUCAUUUCCUCUUCAACUCUGUAGCUGGUUGGCCACCCAAGGGAUUCUGGCUCCUGAGGAAGUUCGUCUCCCUACCCGAGCCUUCUUUCUUUCGAAGUGCUCCGAUGCGGUCUGUGUGGGACUGCCCUUGGAGACUGUUCAGAACUGAAGCUGGCCCACGUGGCUGCCUCACCCCGGCUAGCGUGGCACGAGCCCACGUUCGCGAGAGCCUGGUAUGUGGGUCUUCUCGAGGACGAGUGUGGUUCGGGUUCCAUGGUGCUGCUUUAGACCUGCCUUACGAGCCUCCCUUGUAUGAGCCAGGUGCCGAUGUGGUCUUUGUUGGCAAAAGCAGGCCUCCUGUCAAGGUUUUCGGAUCACAGAGGGCCGUAAAUUAUCUGACAUUUGAGCAAACUACCCUUCCAAUCUAACUUCACCUUCAGAGGAACUAGAGAUCAAAUUCACUGAAAGACUUUGUACAUGAAAUAUUCCAGUUUUCUAUCAACUUCAUCUCAAGUCCGGUGUAUGUGCCCAUCCAGCCCUUCUCUAUCCCUGCACAAGGCGUGGUGGUCAAGCCCUCUCAGCUGUGAUGUGUCUCCUUCCAGGUUCUGCAACAGGGAUAGGAAUGUGGACAAGACGAAAGGGCAGCUGGACGCAGCCACCCAAGGGGGGGGCUCUUGGUUCCUCUUUCUUUCAGAUAAACUCACUGAAACAGCUUCCUUUUGGGGUGGGGUGGGGGAUCUGCAGAGCUUUGCAGUUUUUGUCCACGAACCACCAGAGAAGGACUUUAAGUUUUCUUGUUGCUGGCCCGUCACAUGGGCCCAUGACUCAUCCGGGAUGAUCUCUGUGGGCUCAGCCUCUUGAGCUACAAAAGGAUGAGGGGCAGUGGGGGAAGUAUCUUGUCCCGCCUGCUGGCUUCCCAGUUACAGAGGGAAGGAGAGGCCGUGGAAAGAGACCGCCUGCAUCUCAUCCCCCGUCUCCCUCUCGAAGUCGGUUACUGUGCAGGGACGUUAUUAGGAUGGGUUCUUGCCGCCCCACCUUCUUCGUCCUUUUCCUCUUCGUCUUCCAAGUUGCAAGAGCUGUGGAUCCCUCCACGAAUCUCAGCUGUAAUUUGACGAGCUCUGUGGAUCUUAAGACAGGACUUCCCAAAGGGGCCAAUUUCACAGUCCUCACUUUGCAUUCCCUCUCGAGGAAGAAGGUCGUGGCUCUCUUGCAGGCCAACACGCCUCUCCAGAUCUUGGACCUCCAUUACUCCAAAAGAGUCACCUUCGUGAAAGAGACUGGCGCCUUCCGCAUCCAUAACCUGAGCCUGGCGGACGGGGGGACCUACGACAUUUAUAGGCAGACCUCGGACAGUUCCACCGAAACAUUGAAGACAUACACACUGUUUGUGUUUGACAUCAACAUCACGGCAACCUCGCUGGCGAACCGUUCUUGCAGCCUGGAUUUGCUCUGUCAGGCGGGCGUGGGGACGAGAGCGAGCAGAGAGAGGUACACCUGGAAGAAGACGGCCUCGGGGGAGACCUUGUCCCAGGAACCCCGGCUCCGCCUCGUCAUGCACCCCGAGAACAGCCGAGACUCUUACACGUGCACCGCCCAGGAUGGCGUCUCUCAGGGCGCGUGGGACGUCAUUCCCUACCCGCAGUGCAGUCACUCUGGGGCUACAGGGCAUUUGCUGUCUGGCCUGCCAAGGUUGUCCUGCCUUCUCAGUGCUGGGCUGGUUGCCCUCGUGGUGCUGCUGUGAUGCCAGCUGCCGACAGGUGUGGAGAUGAUGAACCCGCCCACCCUCCCACCCCACCCGGCUUCGGAGCGCCCGCUUGAAGGCUUCUGCUUUGUCUUCCUGUUGCGGUUGGUGAAAGUUGCUCCCCCCCCCUUCGUUCCCUUGCUGUGAAGCAAAUGAGAGAGCUCUCCGAUGAAUGGGAUGCUGGGCGGGGCCCGACCGCUGAACUUGCACAAUCACGCACACGCACCCUCGGAGCCCCUGGUGUGGUGGUGGCACAACAGUCAAGCGCGCACGUGACUUCUGAGAGAUUGCACCCGUCAUGGCGUCCCUUUGCACUCUGGACCACUUGCCACUUUUCUCUGGUUCUGGACGAAUCCUUGCCCCGGUUUGGCCUCCCCCAUGUUCAUUUGGGUUGUGGGGAGAGGGAGGGCUGGCGCUGUCCUUGUUUUGGGUCCGGCCCCCUUCCUGAGCUCAGUCUCAUGGGACGCUCCUUUCUGCACAGAGGCCGGGCUCUCCUGGCAAGGAAGGGCCCUUUGGCCCCGAAACCUGGACGUGCCGGGCCGAGCCGGCCGACGGGAACUCCCCCUGGGCCCCAGGGUCUGGCCUCAUGGUGGGCGGCCGGAACGGGGGGUUGCAUCCUGUCUCAGGGUGCCGUCAAACCUCACUGCGCUCACUCUCUGCUGGCACACACACACACACACACACACACACCGAAGCCCCCUGCCUUGUGUUGUAACUGCUGGGCCUGUGUCCUGAAUGCUGUAUAUACACUUCUGCUGGAGGAG
Messenger RNA from Pogona vitticeps (central bearded dragon), 2555 nucleotides. The record is from RefSeq and is a predicted model, not a curated record. Lineage: Eukaryota; Metazoa; Chordata; Lepidosauria; Squamata; Agamidae.